Colletotrichum tamarilloi is the source of this 1215-nucleotide messenger RNA. RefSeq names its product chalcone-flavanone isomerase. NCBI's taxonomy places the organism in Eukaryota, Fungi, Ascomycota, Sordariomycetes, Glomerellales, Glomerellaceae. The record is from RefSeq and is a predicted model, not a curated record. Gene Ontology annotation, molecular function: intramolecular lyase activity. The coding region runs from base 1 to 1215 and encodes 404 amino acids. The transcript has a single exon.
AUGUUCCGCCCACGCACUCUCCGGGCCCUGCCCAGGGGUCUGCCGCACCCGCAGCCACCCGUCCGAACUAGUCGCCGCACCCUCUUCUCUCGCCAGCGCAGCUCGCCCUCCCGCCCCGUCGAGCGCUUCAACCUCGGCCAGCUCAGCGAAGCCCGCUCCAGCUACGACCGAGACCGCACAUACUUCCUCGCCGCCGGUGCCCUCGCCGGCAUCGUCUCGUUUGCGUACACGGCCAACAAGCUCCGCAAGGCCCUCGCCGCCGAGAAGAAACGCAACGCCGCGGAGGACAGCGGUAGCAGCGACAAUGGCAGCGGCAGCAACACCAGCGAGCGCGCCGGCUUCCAACUCGAUUCUUCUGUGCCGGCAGAGACCUUCACCACCGAGGCCGGCACCAAGCGCAAGGUCGUCAUCCACGACGAAGACGGCAGAGAGCUCGUGCCGACGGGCAACAAGACGGUGCCCAGCUUCCCGCGGACCAUCGACCUCUCCCUAAGCAAAACCCACCGCGACCCGGAAGCGCCCAUCGCCGCGACGGUGCAGGACACGGACGGCGUAGAAUACACCCUCGUCGGCCUCGGCAUCCGCACCGUCAGCUUCCUCAGCAUCCAGGUAUACAUGGUCGGCUACUACGUCGCCACCCAGGACGUCGCCAAGCUGCAGCACUACCUUACCAAGAAGAUUAACCCCAUCGCGACGACGCUCGUCCCCUCGGAGCGCGACAGCCUCAAGCAAAAGCUGUUCGACCCCGUCGAGGGCGAGGAGACGUGGACGGCGCUGUUGCAGGAGGUCGGCACCCGCAGCGCAUUCCGCAUCGUCCCCGUGCGCGAUACCGAUUUCCCUCACCUCCGUGACGGGUUCGUGCGGGCCAUCACGGCGCGGUCGUCUGCGGAUAAGGAGGCGUACGGAGAUGAAGCGUUUGGCGAAGCGAUGAAGGAAUUUAAGAGGCUGUUUAACCGUGGCAAGGUGCAGAAGAACAAGGAGCUGUUGCUCUGCCGUGAUGAGAAGGGCCAGCUUGAGGUCGUUUUUGAUGAUGGGCGGAGCAUGGGCAGGCAGAGCGUCGGCAGGGUGCAGGAUGAGCGCGUGUCGAGGCUGCUAUGGCUCAACUGGCUUGCGGGCAGCAAGGUCGCUUCGCCGCCGGCGAGGGAGAGCAUUAUCGAUGGCGUCAUGGAGUUUGUCGAGAGGCCUGUCGGUACUGUUGCCGCGCAGGUUGUGUAA